CUUGAGCGCUCGAAGGGGUGCUCUUGCUAAACCCUAGGGCUUAAGUCCCUGGAGCGAAUGCUCGAAGUGGUUUGUUGCGGAGGCGAUGCGAAAGGGAUCAGAUCAAAUUAUCGCCCAGCGUCGUGAGUGAACGCCCGGGUUUUUCAGUUUCGUGGAUCGGGUUUUUGCGCGUGAUCGAUCGGUGGAGUGAUUGCGGAUGGUUGGCAUGGCGACUCUCGCGCUGUUGCCUACUGCGAGGCCCACUCCAGCAGCAGGUGCAGUCGCGGAGCGCAGUGCCGUUUCUAGUCGUGCUCACAAUUCCGUGCGAGUUUUGGCCGGACCUGUGAAAUCGGAGCGAGCUUUAGCUUCCGCUCGUGCUCUUUUCAAGGGGAAGAAUGCUGGACAGUCGGAAUUAUUCGGGGAUGUUGUUCUAGUUAAGCUUCCCGAGGCAUCAAAGAGGCCAUUCAGUAAAAUUUGCGCCACACUAGCCUCAAAGGAGUCCUUGCAAGCCAAAUCAGAAUCUGUCGGAGGCAUCGACACUAAAGUGCAGCACCUGUACCGCCAGCCAUUUCUUGCGGAGAAUGCCACUGAGGCACUUUUGAGGCUGGUUAAGCAAAAAGUCUCUGGCGAUGUCGAGUCUAUCAAAACUGAACAGUGCUACAAUAUUGCAUUAAGGGCUCCAAUUAGUCGUGAGAAGCAAGAUGUCCUCACGUGGCUGCUUCGAGAAACAUACGAACCAGACCAACUUCAAGCUUCAAGUUUUUUGGACUCCCAGAAUGCCACUGGAGGAAAUGGGGUUGUGGUCGAAGUGGGACCUCGAUUAUCUUUUACCACUGCGUGGUCAGCAAAUGCAGUUUCAAUAUUCUCUGCAUGCGCAUUACCAGAAGUCUCACGAAUAGAGAGGUCACGGAGAUAUCUAUUGUCUGUACGAGAUGGUGCUGCUCCUCUUGAUCAAGACCAGCUGGAAAAAUUCGCGGAGCUGGUACACGACAGGAUGACGGAGUGUGUGUACUACUCAAAAUUGGAGACAUUUGAGACCGACACUGUUCCUGAACCAGUCAUUGAGUGUCCCGUUCUUGAGAAAGGAAGGGCAGCUCUUGAGGAAAUCAAUAUCAGGAUGGGUUUAGCGUUUGACGACUUCGAUCUUGAGUACUACACAAACCUUUUUCAAAACGAUAUGAAGCGGAAUCCCACAAAUGUGGAGCUUUUUGACAUUGCACAGUCUAAUAGUGAACACAGUCGACAUUGGUUCUUUAAGGGAGAACUCAUCUUAGACGGCCAGCCUGCACCGAAGAAUCUCAUGGAUCUUGUCAAGGACACUUUACGCGAGAACCCCAAUAACUCAGUGAUAGGGUUCAAUGACAAUUCCAGUGCUAUACGCGGUCGGGUAGUCGAGCCGUUGCGUCCUUCGGCACCUGGGACUCCAUCUCCUCUGUCAACUAUCAAACGUGACCUUGACAUUCUUUUUACUGCAGAGACUCACAAUUUUCCUUGUGCAGUUGCUCCUUUCCCUGGUGCUGAAACUGGUGCUGGUGGUCGUAUCCGUGACACACAUGCCACAGGAAUUGGAUCCCUCAUUGGGGCUUCAACGGCAGGAUAUUGUGUUGGCAAUCUCCAGAUGGAGGAUUCGUUUGCUCCUUGGGAAGAUAAUAGCUUCGAGUAUCCAUCUAACCUGGCUUCUCCCCUCCAGAUUCUUCUUGAUGCUAGUGACGGUGCCUCUGACUACGGCAACAAAUUUGGCGAGCCUCUCAUACAGGGUUACACACGAACAUUUGGUAUGCGACUCCUCAACGGAGAACGAAGGGAGUGGCUUAAACCAAUUAUGUUCAGUGCUGGGAUUGGUCAAAUUGAUCAUCAACACUUGAAAAAAGAAGACCCUGAAGUGGGAAUGCUCGUAGUCAAGAUUGGGGGGCCUGCCUAUCGCAUUGGAAUGGGUGGUGGUGCCGCGUCUAGCAUGGUGAGUGGGCAAAACAAUGCAGAGUUGGACUUCAAUGCUGUACAAAGAGGAGACGCAGAGAUGUCACAAAAGUUGUACCGAGUUGUGCGCACAUGCGUAGAAAUGGGAGACAAGAACCCAAUUGUUAGUAUACAUGAUCAGGGUGCCGGUGGUAACUGUAACGUUGUGAAGGAGAUCAUAUAUCCAAAGGGUGCAGAGAUUGAUGUGCGUGCAGUAGUUGUGGGUGACAAAACAAUGUCUGUUCUUGAGAUUUGGGGAGCAGAGUAUCAAGAACAGGACGCGUUGCUUAUUAGGCCUGAGAAUGAAAGCUUGCUGCGUUCAAUCUGUGCAAGAGAGCGCGUGUCUAUGGCAGUUCUUGGGAGUAUCAGUGGUUCAGGACGAGUUGUACUUGUUGAUAGUGAGGCAAGAAAGCAGGCGGCAGCCUCUGGCCUCCCAGAGCCCAGGCCUGCCGUGGAUCUUGAUCUUGAAAAAGUUCUCGGAGAUAUGCCCAGGAAGAAUUAUCACUUCACUCGAGCUCAACCUGUUUUGGAGGCGUUGGAUAUUGCACCAGGAUCAACUGUUUUCGAUGCCCUGAAUCGAGUGUUUCACCUGCCAUCUGUGUGUUCGAAGCGCUUUCUGACCAGCAAGGUGGACAGAUGUGUUAGUGGACUUGUGGCACAACAACAGACCGUGGGACCACUGCAACUGCCGCUGGCAGAUGUCGCUGUGUACAGCCAGACAUACACAGGCAUCUCCGGUGGAGCGUGUUCAAUCGGAGAGCAGCCCUUGAAGGGCUUGUUGGAUGCUAAGGCAAUGGCCAGACUGGCCCUUGGAGAGUCAUUGACCAAUCUUGUAUGGGCUAAGGUCACCGCGUUGAAGGACGUGAAGGCUAGUGGAAAUUGGAUGUACGCCGCUAAACUCGAUGGUGAAGGAGCAGCGAUGUACGAUGCCGCAGAGGCUCUUCGGGAGGCCAUGAUUGCGUUGGAAGUAGCCAUUGACGGUGGUAAGGACAGUCUCUCGAUGGCUGCUCAGGCAGGAGGAGAGACCGUGAAAUGCCCGGGAAAUCUUGUUAUCAGUUCCUAUGUUACAUGCCCUGACAUUACGAAGACAGUGACUCCAGAUUUGAAGCUCGGAGAUGAAGGAGUUUUGCUGCAUAUCGAUCUGGCCAGGGGCAAACGCCGCCUUGGAGGUUCCGCUUUAGCUCAAGUUUACGAUCAGAUAGGUGACGUUUGUCCUGAUGUCGACAUUCAUCAUUUGAAGGCAGCUUUUAACGCCGUUCAGGUGUUAUUAGAUAGGAGGGCGAUUGCAGCUGGUCAUGACAUUAGCGAUGGUGGAAUUAUCACUGCAUUAUCGGAGAUGGCAUUUGCUGGCAACUGUGGUAUUGUCGUAGAUUUGCCUUCGCCAGCUGAUGAUAAUUCCCAGCUUGCUCCAUUCUCAACUCUGUUUGCGGAGGAGCUUGGACUUUUGUUGGAGGUUAAGCGCAGUGACAAGGAUGCAAUUCUAGCCGAGCUUGAAGCAGCGGGUGUCACUUGUAGUGCUAUUGGGAAAGUCACAAGUGAUCCGAAGAUAGUAGUUUCGGUUGAUGGAGAAGUGCACGUAGACAAACCAACCUCCUACCUUCGUGACUUGUGGGAAGAGACUAGUUUCACUCUCGAGAAAUUGCAGAGGUUGGAGUCUUGUGUCGAGCAAGAGCAGCAGGGGCUUAAGGACAGGACGACACCAACCUGGGAGCUUUCUUUUACACCAUCCAAAACUGAUGAGAAGUACAUGAAUAGCACUGUAAAGCCCAAGGUAGCCAUCAUCAGGGAAGAAGGAAGCAAUGGUGACCGAGAAAUGUCAGCCAUGGUACUGGCGGCUGGUUUUGAGCCUUGGGAUGUAGCCAUGUCAGAUCUUUUGGCUGGCAAAGCCUCGUUGAAGGAUUACAAGGGUAUAGUCUUCGUCGGUGGUUUCAGCUAUGCUGACGUGUUGGACUCGGCCAAAGGAUGGGCAGGCACAAUCCGAUUCAAUGAGGUUCUGCUAGAGCAGUUUCAAGAAUUUUACAACCGCUCAGACACCUUCAGUCUUGGUGUCUGCAACGGUUGUCAGUUGAUGGCAUUGCUCGGAUGGGUCCCAGGAGCGGAUGUAGGAGGAACUUUGGGUGCAGGUGGGGACACAGCACAGCCUCGGUUUGUUCAUAAUGAGUCUGGACGAUUUGAGUGUAGAUUUUCGUCUGUAAGGAUAGAAAAGUCCCCUGCUCUGAUGCUCCAGGGGAUGGAGGGUACCAAAGUGGGCGUCUGGGUUGCUCACGGAGAGGGUAGGGUUCUUUUCCCAGAUGCAGCAAUUAGAGAUGUAAUAGAGAAGGACUCUCUUGCACCUAUUAGAUACUGCGAUGAUUCAGGAGAGGCAACGGAGGCCUAUCCAUUCAAUCCCAAUGGUUCACCCCAGGGUAUCGCUGCCUUGUGUUCACCCGAUGGUCGGCAUCUGGCACUCAUGCCACAUCCUGAGCGAUGUUUCAUGAUGUGGCAGUUCCCCUGGUAUCCCCAAGAAUGGUCAACUUUGGACCGCAGUGGUCCAAGCCCGUGGCUGAAAAUGUUUCAAAAUGCGCGAGAGUGGUGUGAUCAGUAAGUCUGCAACUGUACAUGCCCAAGAUUUUGUUCCAAGAUUCAUAGUCACCCAAUUUUGAGAUAUUUUUCUCCUCGCUCAAUCUUUAAUAAAAAUAUUCUACUCACUUCUU
Marchantia polymorpha subsp. ruderalis is the source of this 4628-nucleotide messenger RNA. The record is from the annotation of a GenBank genome assembly. NCBI's taxonomy places the organism in Eukaryota, Viridiplantae, Streptophyta, Marchantiopsida, Marchantiales, Marchantiaceae.